Menidia menidia (Atlantic silverside) is the source of this 1383-nucleotide messenger RNA. The record is from the annotation of a GenBank genome assembly. Lineage: Eukaryota; Metazoa; Chordata; Actinopteri; Atheriniformes; Atherinopsidae.
UUAGUUGCAGUCCGGUCCAUAAUGGGGGCGAUAGUCCAUUUACUUGCAUUUAUAGUGCUAAUUGGCAUCAGCGGAGCGAGGUACGAACCGAAUUGGGAAUCCAUUGACUCCAGACCCCUGCCAGAGUGGUACGACCAGGCCAAGUUCGGCAUCUUCAUACACUGGGGAGUCUUCUCCGUGCCCAGCUUUGGCAGCGAGUGGUUCUGGUGGUACUGGCAGAAACAGAAGCAGAAGCCGUAUGUUGACUUCAUGCAGAGGAAUUAUCCCCCAGACUUCAAGUAUCAAGAUUUUGCGCCGCUCUUUACGGCUGAGUUCUUUGAUGCCAAAGAAUGGACGGACAUCUUUGCCUCAUCUGGAGCAAAGUACAUCGUCCUGACCACAAAACACCACGAAGGUUUCACACUCUGGGGCUCCAAAACUUCUUGGAACUGGAACGCAGUGGAUGUAGGCCCGAAGCGAGACGUGGUGGACGAAGUGGCGAGCGCUGUGCGCGCUCAGGGGGACCUGCGUCUGGGGCUGUAUCACUCUCUCUUUGAGUGGUUUAACCCGCUUUUCGAACAGGACGCCGCCAACCUCUUCAAAACCAAUUACUUCCCCACCAUGAAAACGCUGCCCGAGCUGUACGAGCUCAUCGUCAAGUACAAACCCGAGGUGCUGUGGUCCGAUGGGGAUGGAGACGCGCCUGAUAAGUACUGGAACAGCACCGGCUUCCUGGCCUGGCUCUACAACGACAGUCCAGUACGAGACACGGUGGUCACCAAUGACCGGUGGGGCUAUGGCUCCAUCUGCACUCACGGUGGAUACUACACCUGCUCCGAUCGCUACCAACCAGGACACCUGCUCAAACACAAAUGGGAGAACUGCAUGACCAUCGACUCAAAGUCGUGGGGCUACCGACGAAACGCUCCUCUGCGCGACUACCUCACCAUCGAGCAGCUCGUGGCUAAUCUGGUGGAGACUGUGUCCUGCGGAGGAAACCUGCUGAUGAACAUCGGCCCCACGCACGACGGGAGGAUCGCUCCCAUCUUCGAAGAGCGUCUGAGGCAGAUGGGCCAGUGGCUGAAGGUGAACGGAGAGGCCAUCUACAACACGACCGCAUGGCGCUCUCAGAACGACAGCGUCACUCCAAAUAUCUGGUACACCUCCAAGCCAACAGAGAAGACCGUCUUUGCUGUUUUACUGAAAUGGCCGGGUAACGGCUCUGUGAUUCUGACUGAGCCGGUGGCUCUACCAGGACUCACAAAGGUGGACCUCCUCGGUCACGGCCCUCUGCAGUGGGAACCUUUGUCCCCCCGCGGACUGCGGGUCACCCUGCCUCAGCUGUCCUUCAGUCAGAUGCCAUGCCAGUGGGCCUGGACUCUGGGGGUGAGGGGCGCCAGGUGA